Sphaerulina musiva SO2202 is the source of this 1377-nucleotide messenger RNA. RefSeq names its product adenine phosphoribosyltransferase. Gene Ontology annotation, biological process: adenine salvage; AMP salvage. The coding region runs from base 1 to 795 and encodes 264 amino acids. Gene Ontology annotation, cellular component: cytoplasm. The record is from RefSeq and is a predicted model, not a curated record. Gene Ontology annotation, molecular function: adenine binding; AMP binding; adenine phosphoribosyltransferase activity. The transcript is spliced from 2 exons. NCBI's taxonomy places the organism in Eukaryota, Fungi, Ascomycota, Dothideomycetes, Mycosphaerellales, Mycosphaerellaceae.
AUGUCCGCCGGUGCUCCCUCGCAGUCCAUCGUCAACGCGACCAAAGCUGCCCAGCACGCUCCCGAUAACACCGUCAACAACGCUGCCGACGUCGCUGCCACCUCUGCCCACCCGCCGCCCAACGCUCCCGACCCGACCGCCGCAGACUCUACCACCCCCAAGCGCGUCAAGACGAGUCACAAUGGCCCCGAGGGAGGACUCGCCGCCACCGCUGCCUCCGGUACCUCCCAACUCGCCAGUCUUAAGGUAAAACUGAAAAGUGGCCUGCGACAAUAUCCCGAUUUCCCGAGCCCCGGCAUUCUCUUCGAAGACAUCAUGCCACUCUUUAGCAACCAUGACCUCCAUCAGAAUCUCAUCACCGCCUUGGAACUGCAGCUCGUCGACACAUUUGGUCCACACCAUGGGAUCGAUGUCGUGGUCGGUCUAGAGAGUCGCGGUUUUCUCUUUGGUCCGACGUUGGCGUGGAAAAUCGGCGCGGGCUUUGUUCCCGUGAGGAAGCAGGGCAAGUUGCCGGGACAAUGCAUUACGGAAGAGUAUCAGAAGGAGUAUGGCUCGGACUCCUUCCAGAUGCAAGGAGAUGCGAUCAAAAAGGGUGCCAAGGUGGUGAUUGUGGACGAUAUCAUUGCGACAGGCGGCACUGCAGCUGCGGCCGGCAAUCUCGUCCAGAAGCUUGGUGGUGAGCUAGUGGGAUACGUUUUCAUUAUGGAGCUGGACUUUCUCAAGGGGAGAGACAAGCUGAAUGCGCCUGUACACACUCUUCUCAGUGGACAGGACGAGGCGUUGGCGUCAAAAUGAAGCUUUUGAUUUCUUUUUUUUUGUUCUCUUUCGGAAAGGCGUGCUUGGGGGUAUGACAAAAAGGAAAGAUCGGAUAGAUGGUCUCGGGGACCGGGACAUACCAUACUCAUCAGUCCGCAGACGACUGUGAGGACUCUUGACGAGAUGAGGCUGUCUGUUGGGAAUGGCAACAGUCUCGAAGCUCUAUAGGCGUAGGCAUAGUGCAGCUAUGCAAGCCCUUGAUGAGUGAUUCAACCACUGCUGAACUACCCACAUAGGAAGGCUGUUGCAUCGACCUCAGUCUCGCGUCAAUACCAAUGACGCUGACGCCAUUCAUGGUUGUAGGUGACAUGUUCUCGUUUGAUGAUGAUACACCUGAACCAUCGAACCCUCAACCACAGCUAACUCAACAGGCUAGUGGGAAAGCACCCUACCCGUACCUGACCGUAGGUAUAUCAUACAUGUAUGUACCUACCUACAUAUACUUGCCGGGCCGCGAGGGUAGCCUGAACGAAGGAACUUCACUAUAGCUAGAAGUAUAUAGUACAGUACGAUACCUACUACGUACCUAUAUAGCAUCGAUACGUACAAUCAAUUAUAACG